AAAGGAAAGUACUCCUGGCGAGCCGACGUUCUCGGAAGGAGGCGCCUACCAAGAAACUAUUCCUGGCAGCGCCGAGCUAGCUCUGAAACAGGAGGGUACCUAUAAUAAUCAGGACGUUCUCAGCCCGUGGGUCGUAAUUGAUGUCUCUGAACCGAAAGGCCCUAGCCAAUGUCCAGGGAAUACGGCAUCAGCGGAUGAAUCCCCCGGCGAUCCAGUUGUGGAAAGCAUAAAGUCUCACAGGGCCGUCCAGUUCCCACUACCGGAUAGCGUACAAGCCACGGAGAAGAUUCAGUCUUCAUUGGUGCCUAGCUACAGCGCAGUCGCUGAGCCAUCAUUGAUCGUCCGGGACGAGGAUGGCAGACAGCCUAACAAUACAACCGCUCUGCCUGAAGAGACCAGCGAUCAACACGAAAACAGCAGCACCAACAAAAUAUACUUCACACCGGGCAAUGAAACGUUCAUGCCCGAGGCGGUUAUGGAAACGAAAGAGUCAGCCUUCUCCUCCUUUGUUCCCCCCUCUUCGGCUCCAUGGAAGACGAACAUCAAGGAGAAUAGUUUGCUUACGACGAUGACGGAGGCAUUGAUACCGGGCGAAAUCCCCUCGGCGGAGGUGACUGCACAAAACGCCCAACCGUCGACAUCUCCGAACACCAAGGGAUGUCCCCUAGGUACAAAGGAAGGCCCUACUAACAUGGCAUCAUAUGACAAACUUUAUUCUAUAUCCAACCCUAAUCUCGAUGACGGUCAAGAAUCAACCAGCGAGAUAUGGGAUUGUCCAAAAUCGGGAACGAACGCACCAUCCCACCGGCUCUUGUCAGCAUCUAUCCACGCUCCUUCGGGACAGUCAUCAGAACCGACCCAUUGUAUUGGACUAAGGGGAGCCAACGAGUCUAGCCCCACAAUGUCCCAGUCAAGAAGACCGCCACACGUGAUUCUCAACAAUAACUCUUUGAACCAUCGGGCGGCGUCUUUCACACCACAAGGCUUAGUUCUGAAGAGUACGUUGACGAGAUAUGACCCGCCACUGCGACUCGCUGGACCGGGCCUGGAACAAGGCGACCACGCUCUGAAUGUGAACCUCUCAAAUCCCACACAUUCAAGGAAGUACAUGGCUGAUCUACCUGAUCACAUUACAAGGGCCUACGGACCGCAGCCCUUGCACUCUGCUGGAGCCUACGCGACUCGUGGAAACGUUCCCCUUCGAACGGCCGUUUCGGGUACCGAUUAUAAAACGAUUCACAGAGUGCCGUCAACACGCGGGCUCCACGUCCCGGAUUGGGCUGCUGAGGCUGCUGCGGAGCGAAGGUCUGUAGGAAUGCACAUCUCCGCGCCGAAAGUGUCUUUGGGAACCUCAGCAACCCGUGCGUCUUCGUUGCACCAGCCUGAGGAUACGAUAACACUACGCACGCCCAUUCCGAGAGAUAUUUUCACUCCAGCUCUCCAACGUGACGCAUCCAGAGUGGCCAGAUGGGCUGCCGAAGUAUCCCGUGUGCGAGAGCCUGCAAGGAGUCAAAUUCUCGAGGGUUCUAGUCUCGAUGUGAAGGUCAAGGGUUGUCGUCAGGGUGCUCAACAGAGGCCGCUCCUUCUGAUCCAUGAUGCAAACACAACGUUAUCGCGGGACGAUACGCCAGCUAUUUUCCCAAACACGUCUCGAGCUGCUUAUCAUAGUCAAAGACCAAAGCCUUCCGAAUUUGCAAAACGGGCCGCUGAAACGCGCGAUGAAGAGCAAACAAAGUAAGGGUGUCCUAUAUUAAAACCGUUCGACGAAUUAUUAAUGAGCAUUUUAGGACUGUCCAGGGCUCUUACUACGAAUCCCUUUGCGCAAGGAAGAUGGAGGAUAUCAUACAAGAGGGGAGACGCAUAAACGCGAACAUGGGGAGGUUGCCUUCGAAUGGACAAUCUCCUACAUUGAGCGACUUGAGCCUGAGCGAGUGGUUUGAUCGAGGAAGGGACCCAAUCUCCGGAGAAGACAUCGAGAGGAUGAUCCGUAUGAUCACACGGGGAUACUGAUAUGUAAGCUUCCAAUGGACCAUGGUCUCAUAUCUCGUCAUCCAGCCAUCGUGAUUUUUGGGAGAGUCUUAUGCAUCGAGUCUGUGAACAGUCUAGUGUCGGAUCGAUUCUGGAUAAUUUGUACCGCAUUUCGUUUUGUAUCAAUGUAACACUUUAUGUGAUUUCCGUGCCUUGGAGACGAGUUGUAUCAGUGUCCAAAGCGAUUCGCCAGACCCCAG
Molecule: messenger RNA, 2228 nt
Organism: Suillus clintonianus
Lineage: Eukaryota; Fungi; Basidiomycota; Agaricomycetes; Boletales; Suillaceae
Exons: 1
Coding region: 461-1738 (425 amino acids)
Source: RefSeq, a predicted model, not a curated record